Messenger RNA from Liolophura sinensis, 1744 nucleotides. RefSeq names its product collagen alpha-1(XII) chain-like. The record is from RefSeq and is a predicted model, not a curated record. Lineage: Eukaryota; Metazoa; Mollusca; Polyplacophora; Chitonida; Chitonidae. Bases 62 to 1129 code for a protein of 355 amino acids. The transcript is spliced from 3 exons.
UCAAAUAAAUAAAUACUAUAUUUCUAAUUCCAGAUAUAUUCCAUUUACACGUGUCGAAAACAUGGAGCGUGGUACCGUCACCAUGUUGUCAGCUGUGGUACUUGCUCUCGUAGUCCGAGAAGUCAGUGCUCUUGCCCUAAAUCCCUAUAUCACUCUUCCUGCCAACUAUGUUUUGGGUUUCACGGAUAUAUUGGACGAGAUCGACUGCAGGGUGUCUGUCUGGUCCGCAUGGGGUCCAUUCAACAGUAAAGGUUACCGGAUCCGCACACGGACUAUUCUAAGGCACCCACAAAAUUUCGGAGCUGCCUGCCCAUCACUCACUGAAACUGAAUGGGUUGUAGAUCCAUGGUUUAACAGAAGCAUUCCACAAACGGCAGCUCAAAUGGAAAGGAGCCUGAUAUCCGGAACUCACACCCUGGAGUAUAUUUUCUUUACUAAACGGCAGGCGAGCACCAUUAAACCACGUGAUUUCCUGUUUAUUUUGGACAUGAGUUGCACCAUUAACAGUGCGGACUACGCCAAGGAGAAAGACAACAUCGCCAAGCUCAUCGGUGUGAUCUGUGGAACGAUUGGCCCCGGAAACGACAACAACCGAGCAGCUGUGAUCACCUUUUCUACCGACCCCGUGAUAAACUUUGACUUCAAUGACCACCUUAACUUGGCUGAUCUCCAGGCCGCCGUGAGAAAUUUACCGAAAGUUUCCACAAGGACUUGCACAGGAAAGGCGCUCGACCUGGGGCAGACGAUGUUCGACACCAGCAAAGGGGCACGUUCAGACUUCAUAUCCGAGAAAGAGGUGAUUUUACUCACUAACGGAAAAAGUAACUGUGGCCCGAACGCCGUCAACGCCGCUCUGGCUCUGAGGAACAGUAGAACACCGCCUCUCCCGCUAUUUGUGUUCGCCAUAGGCAACCACAAUGCCGCUGAUCGGCAGGAGAUACAAGCCAUGGCGUCUGCUCCGACGUCUUACCAUCUUUUUCACUUCACAAGCUUUAUAGAGUUUGAGCAGGUUGUAGAGUUCAUAAUAUCCACCCCAUACGACUGCGCACCGAUCGAUUUUGGUGGUUACCCCAAACAUGUCAUUAUGCAUAAGGAUGCGCUCCUAACACAGGUGCUGAACAGAAAAUAGCUUCUUCGGUUAGGCUCUUUUCUUAAUCGUUUUUAAAAGCGUCCAUAGAUUAAUUUUUAUUUCAGAAAAGUAUCUGAAGUGGUCACAGGUCAUGUAUGUACCGCAUCUUUUCAGGUUAUCUACAUAUAUCACAGGUGGAUAAGUUAGACCAACACUUUAAAUGCGUCUUUAUUUUCUAAGCCAUAUGUAACAGUAUAAAUCUUACCCAUUUGGCUGUUCCAUCAAUCACCUCCUCUGGCAAACUGGUUAUUUAAGUAAUCCUGACACGGUUUGUAAUAUGGUCACGGUAUCCGUGGUGACCCUUUUAAAAUACUCAUCGAAUUGAUCAUUUGAGAUCAGAUUAUUUUACUGGAAGCUAAAAUUAGAGAGCACCGAUUUCCCUCCAUUAUGGUCAAUGUUGAAUGAUCCUGUUUUAACCUCUUCAGCAGAUUCGACGGUGGUACGCAUCCAGCUCUCUAAGCCUAUAGCCUAUACAUUUUGAAGUAUGCAAAUAAAACAUUUUUUCUGCAUGGUAUUAUUUUUGUUUGUUUCAUAAUUAGGUUGACAGUUAUUUAUUUAAUUAUGUACCUAUGUGAUUUUUGCUUCACGCCAUAAUGAAGCAAUUUUCACAUUUUA